Messenger RNA from Fusarium poae, 1113 nucleotides. RefSeq lists its product as uncharacterized. The transcript is spliced from 6 exons. Bases 1 to 1113 code for a protein of 370 amino acids. The record is from RefSeq and is a predicted model, not a curated record. NCBI's taxonomy places the organism in Eukaryota, Fungi, Ascomycota, Sordariomycetes, Hypocreales, Nectriaceae.
AUGGAAAUUAUAUUUGAUCCUGUUGACGAUUCUGGAAGCAUUGAUGUUUCUGACAUUGAUGCUGAGAAGGAGGUGUUGAGGAGUCGGAUUACUGAACUUGAGAGGGAGCUUGAAAGGGUUCGGGCCGAAGCGAAGGCAGCCGUGGAACACGGUGGGUCGAAUAUGCCUCUGCAAGAGGCUGUGUCUGCAUUGGGGGCCAAAGGCCCACCCGGGUGGAUAUGGGUCGGUGUUAUCGAGGAGGAAGAUUUGUGGAGGGAGUAUCUCCUAAGGCCGGAAGAAGUUUCCGGUGCUGUGGAGGAGUUGUGGGAGUUUAUUUUUACUGAUAUGGGUUGUUAUGAUGAAAAGCUUCAAUUAGAAGCUUGUAAUCUUUACGAUAGGUAUUUUGGUGAGGAAGUUGAUGGUAUGAUGACGCAAAGUUCCAAGCCAGCAGCUGUUCCAUGUCACCUGCACAGGCAUCCUGAUUCGGACUAUCAACGCCGUCGCCAACAUAAUCAUGGGAAGAUGUGGAUUGGCCAGCAUCGCCAUUUGAUGAACCGCCAGCUGGUUAGAAUCAAACAGCUUCCACGGGCGUCUUUGUCCGAUUGUGAAAAGCUUGCCAGUAUCUCCCAUGACAAUGUUAUACGGCCAGAAUCUUUCUAUUACGAGCCUGAAAAUGACAAGUUCUUCAUCGUUUUCGAGUACCUGCAUCUCGAUCUGUUCGACCUUUUCCCCCUAUAUCCGGAAGAGGUAACCUGUAUAAUCAAACAGAUUGUUGCAGGCCUUUGCCAUCUCAAGAACCUCGAAAUCGUAUUUGGCAUCGAUAAUAUCCAAGUCAACGAAUACGGGUUGAUUAAGAUAGUGCUCGAUUGGAAUUGGGAGUUUUGUGCCGAUGGCAUUCUCUGCGAUGCGAACGAAGGCUACCUAGUUGUCUAUCUUGAAGGAGUCAUGACUACAAUGGCCCAAAGCUGUUUAGAUCUACCUGCAGAGGCUUUUAGUUUCCUUGCAGAUGGAGUAUUGCCUGAUCUUGAUAAUUCUUACAUUCGUGACGCUCCCGGGCCCCACGUGUUGAAGAGAGCCAUACAGUUCGCUAUCCGUGAACGAUUGCUUAUGAGCGACAGGCGUUGGCCAUCUUAG